CAGCACUAGAAGGAAGAACAGAGCUUUUUCUCAUGCGUUACCGAGCUGAGUGAGCGCACACACCCACUGCUCUUGUAAAAGCGCGUAAAAGGCGCGUCUUUGUCUUUACGCACGGCGCAGUGAUUUUGGAAACAUUAUAUCAUGGAUACCUAUACCUAUAGUCAAUAUGGUGUGUUAAUAUAUGUUUAAUUGGAAAGUUCUCUGCUCUAAAUCAGCCGUUUUUACGUUUGAGACCUGACUUAUUUCUGGUGCAACGUGUAGUGGUGAAGCGAUUCUUGCGUUCGGAACAGCAGUAUGGAUCCUUUAUUUAAUACCACCGAGGUGCCAAACGGAACAGUCUGCUCCAACGGCACCAACAACGGAACCGCGUACUGGAACCAGUUCGUGCAACCAGUGUGGAGAAUCGUCCUGUGGGCGAUCGCUUACAGUUGCAUAGUUGUGGUGUCAGUGGUAGGCAAUGUGACAGUGAUCUGGAUCAUCAUGGCGCAUAAACGCAUGAGGACCGUCACCAACUAUUUCCUGCUAAACCUGGCGUUCGCCGAAGCCUCCAUGUCCGCCUUUAACACUGUGGUCAACUUCGCCUACGCGGUGCACAAUGAGUGGUACUUCGGAAUGGUCUACUGCCGCUUCCACAACUUCUUCCCCAUCGCGGCUGUUUUUGCCAGCAUCUACUCGAUGACCGCCAUCGCCCUGGACAGGUACAUGGCCAUUAUCCACCCACUGCAGCAGCGUAUGUCAUCCACAGAGACCAAGGUGGUGGUAGGUGUGAUCUGGGUUCUGGCUCUGCUACUGGCCUUUCCUCAGUACUACUAUUCCACCACAGACCAGCUACCCGGCCGGAUGGUGUGCUACAUCGAGUGGCCUGAUUAUACCACAUUCGACUUCAAAAAGAUGUACCAUGUGUGUGUGACCAUCCUGAUCUAUUUCCUUCCGCUGCUGGUGAUGGGCUGUGCUUAUCUUGUGGUGGGCCUGAACCUCUGGGCCAGUGAGAUCCCCGGAGAUUCCUCUGACCGGUACAAGGAGCAGCUCACUGCCAAGCGCAAGGUAGUGAAAAUGAUGAUUGUGGUGGUGUGUACAUUUGCCAUCUGCUGGUUGCCCUUUCAUGUCUACUUCCUGCUACACCAGUUCUUCCCUGAGUUGUUUGAAGAAACAUACAUCCAGCAGUUUUAUCUGGCCAUCAUGUGGUUGGCCAUGAGCUCCACCAUGUACAACCCCAUCAUCUACUGCUGCCUCAAUGACAGAUUCCGUGCUGGUUUCAAACAAGCAUUCCGAUGCUGCCCCUGUGUCCCUCGAGGCUCUUAUGAAGGCCUGGAACUUAAGUCUACUCGGUAUUUGCAGACCCAGACCAGUGUUUACAAAGGAAGCCGAAUGGAGACCACUGUUUCUACUGUUCUUCAUGCUGGGGAGGAAGCAGAGCAGCCCAAGAUCAAAGUUAAAGGAGGUCUUGGGCCUGGAGGGGCUGCUGUUGGGGUGCGACCACAUAGUUCCUCUCUGGACCUCAAUUCAAACGGGUCAUCAUCACGGAGUGUCUCCAAAACUGUAUCCGAGACGUCGGGUUUCUUCUCCAGUAACAACCUACAGGAAUAAAGCACAGGUGGCUUUUCACCAGACAGCAGUAAGAGUGCGCAAGUUAACUGAUAACAGUGCUGCAUUUGCCUUCAAGGAAUUCAGGCAGAGUAUAGAGAGAACGUGUGACUUUACCUGCUGGUGACUGUCAGUUUCUAAGGAAUAUAUUUUCAGUGUGUUUUACCAGAACAUGGUCUUAGAGAAUUUGACCCUUCUUCUCUGAGCACAACCUUCACCUACAGCACUAUUGUGGAAAACAAUUAAUACAGAUAAAUGUUUAUCGUACAUUAGAGCCAAACAGCAGCAAAGAGCACUACACCAAGAUAAUAACAUUCCAGCUUGAAAGCCAAACUGAAGCAGAUGCUGUCAGUUCCAAACUUCACAGCCUCAUUCCUCAAUGCAGCCUUCUCUCAGUGCAGAAAAGGAGCUCACACAAUCUCAAUCACACAAGCUGUGUGACUUCACACAGUCUAUUUUGGACUAGAGCCACCAUAAAGCAUGAGACGGGCAUGAUAUAAGCAUACUAGGGCCUAGUUUUAACAGAGAGGAUUCUCUGAAAGAGAAUAAAUUCUUCACACCUCUAGCUAAGAAAAGCUGGUGACGAAAGGAGCGCUGCAAAGUUUCCACCAUAAGGAACAAAGUAUUAAUUCUGAAAUUUCUGAAUUUCUGCAUGUAUGUGUGCGACUUGAUCCGAAUGCCAAUUCCUAUCUGUCUGAGCAGGACCGUAUCGGGAAUCUACCAUGUAGAAUGUGUGUGUAUCUCCUUUAAAGAGUGCGCUAAGGAUCCCCUGUGGGCUUUUCUGAGAAGUUCUGGCAAUCAGUGAAAACACCAGCAGUGACUGGCUCAUCUUUCAUUUGUCAAAACAGUGACUUCAACAGCUGGCAGCACGAUUUCUAAAAAUAACAAAGUUUUUAAAUUCUGGAAAAGUAGCAGCAGGCAGUUUUGACCUGAAUCCUGAACUGCAUAUCAAGGAAAGUCAUUUUUCAAAACCCACCAGAUCUAAACAAUGUGUGAAGCUGAUGAAUAACGUAUCUUCUUAAAGUUCUGUGAACCUGCUCAGUGUUUAUUGAACACUCAAUUAUGGCAUUAGAGUAGACCCCACUUACAAAAUGUGAAGGUUUAACAGUAGGUAGCUGCUAUGUCUCUAUGUAAAUGUCAGGAUCAAAUUUACACCCAACUUCUCUGUGUCUGUGUCUGGAGUAAACAGGUCUCUGCUGUAAAAAUGAUCAAACUCACGUCUGACAUGCCGUGUUUGAGGCGUAGAUGAUCAUUUCUGUCAUGUAGUUGUAUUUUUAAAGUGGCACUUUUGAAGUGUAAUCCAGCUACCUAGGGGGAAAUAUCAGGCUUCAAGGUUUUACAGAAUGUUUUGGCAUGAAAUGUUGAAAGUCAGUGAUCUGUAUCUCUUUAACAUGCAGCCAUGUGCCUUGCUGCUUAGCAUAAUGUCUGUGAAAGGCUGAGAGGAUCACAGCAGCUGCUCAGACUGCUGUGUCCAGAGACGGGGUGGGGGGGUAGACAUCCUCUGGGACAGUCUGUUACAUCCUAUAGUAUUUACACCCCCACAUAAAUAGAUACAGAUAUGUACUAUAAGUAAACUGUACUUUUAGAGUUAAUACCUUGUUGCAGUCCCCUCAUUCAAACUCUUAAAAAUGACUCUUUGGUCUAAUGUAACAAAGUAUUACUUGUUCAAAUGUGAUAUCUGUGGAAAAUGCUUCUGUAUUGUGGUUUUUGAUUGUUUAAUUUUUCAUAAACGAUCAGUUUGAUGAA
Molecule: messenger RNA, 3330 nt
Organism: Girardinichthys multiradiatus
Lineage: Eukaryota; Metazoa; Chordata; Actinopteri; Cyprinodontiformes; Goodeidae
Gene: tacr1a
Product: tachykinin receptor 1a
Exons: 5
Coding region: 295-1587 (430 amino acids)
Biological process (GO): G protein-coupled receptor signaling pathway; positive regulation of flagellated sperm motility
Cellular component (GO): plasma membrane; sperm midpiece
Molecular function (GO): substance P receptor activity
Source: RefSeq, a predicted model, not a curated record